CAACGAGCAUCUCGAGCCAGUUACAGUCCUGCUUCGAACCUCACAAUCCUUACAGCGUGCUGGACUUCCCAGGCCAGAAUGGAAGACACGCCGAUCUCAACUUAAUCUGAAGGGCCCGACCAACUUCUGAAGGCAUCACGGUUACCUUUCCACCACUGGUCGCACUGGGGGUGAAAAUCGCCCCCGAUGCAGAGAUUCCGCACCAUAUGCUGCUCAUGCCGCAGGCGCCUCCUGGCCGACGCUCUGUUUCGAGCUCAGGCUCCUCGGCUCCCACCAUGGCAGCUUUUGCCCAGGGCUUAUGUGAGCUCGGCUUCUGAGCCCAGGCCGGAUCCAGGUUCAGACAACAAUGUCGAUGAUAUUGUUCCCUCGAUUGAGGCCGCAGAAGCCCACGCCCAGCAGAGAUCGGGACCAGAGGCGCCAGCCCAGGGUGGAGGCCCUGCAACGCCCCGCUUCAGAGGCCUGGAUCGCAGGAGGGCUAUGCGAAGGAACGAGAGCAUGCCCAAGGGCAGAAGCUUGGAAAUCUUCGAGCGGGUGGUCCGGAAGCAGGUUGAUGAGGACAACUUGCCUUCGAACUCGGCACCGAAGUCACUUACCGCCCUCGAGUACUAUAACGACCUCGCACAGCUAAAGCCAAUGCUGAAGCGGGAAAGCAUCGAGACCUGUUUCGAGUUCUUCCUGACAAAAGUGUGGAAGAACGUGCCCCCCGGGGGCAGGGACCAGAUUCUGAAGCACAGAGGGACCAUCGUAAUGGCCAGAGUUGUAGAGGCCAAGAUGGAUGACUGGGACAAUGAGAAGUUACCGUCCCUGUCCGAGGUGACCCGACUCUUGUAUGAGCUCGACUCCAUCCACUGCAAGAGGUGGGCCGACUCUGUCAUGAGCCUCAUCCGGAAUCUCGUGACAAGGAGCACUACCAAGACAGACUAUCCAGAUGCCGGGGCAUAUGAGAAGUCCAUGGCCAGGAAAGACGUGCUGCUGCAGGAUAUGGUCGAUACUUUGAUCGCGUUCAAUCGCGGCCGCUCCCGCGCCAGGUCUUUUCGAUUCCCAGGGCUGGAUGAGCAUCUGCUCCAGAAUUUCGCACGGACUGGCGAGGCGAUCAAGGCGAUUAAACUGUUAUUCCCACAUAUUCAAGGAAACGACUUCGUUCAGAUCCGGCCGGUGGCAAUCGCUUCGUUCGUUGUUCUGUCAGACUCUGCCCACUCCUCCCUAGAGGCACAGGAGAAGGCGAAGCCUUUUCUUGACCCCAUGGGAAAGGUCCUGGCAUCUGUUACGGUCUGGAAGACCGGGCUGCACAACAUGUUCCAAGAGCAUCCAGACGUUCUGGCUUAUGUCUUGUCCCGUUGGGACUCGCUGAUUUCCCAGCUUCGCCAGACCAACGGGUCCAAGAGCUUAUCCAAGAUGACUGUCAAGGGAACAGAGCUCAACCGGCACGGAGGUCCGGACGAAAAGUACAUCAUGCAAAAAGUCAAUACAGGUCUUGGGAUGCGCGAUUCCGAUGCCGUCGAGGACGCAUGGGCGCGUUUCUGGGGACCGGACGCUGUGCCCAGUGACGAACGACAGGCGGAGUUGCAGAAAAUGGACCAAGUGUUUCACCACUUCAUUAUGACCUUCACUGCGCUGCACAAGCCGCAGAGAGCAGUCGAGGUUUGGGAGAGCAUGACACGCGUCGGGGCGCAGCCGAACAUCAGGACUUGGACCUCGUUGAUUGAGGGGUGCCGGAGGUCCAAGAACGCUGUCGGUAUCGAGAAUGUCUGGAGAAAGUUGCAAGCUUCCGGUCUCGAGGUGGACGAACAAGCGUGGUCGGCUCGGGUAGUGGGACUAAUAAGCUGUGGCGAGCCGGAGGCAGGCCUGCGGGCUCUGGAUGAGAUGCUGCACCAGUCGAAACUCACGAUCGCUCCGAUCAACGCGGCCGUUGCCGCACUAAUGCGCAUGAAUGCCAUGUCUGCAGCCAAGAAGGUCCUUGACUGGGCGGCAAAGAACAACGUCGAGCCCGACAUCAUGACCUUCAACACUCUGCUAAGGCCCCUGGUGCUUCAGGGUAAUACUGCCCAGAUUGACAGCCUACUCAAGAUGAUGAAGGCCAAGGGCGUCGAGCCGGACGCGGCAACGUACACGGUACUUCUCGAGGGUAUCAUUGGUAGCUCUAAAGACGCGGACCCGGCCGAGCAGGUCAAGAGUGUCAACAAUCUUUUCGCCGAGAUGGAUGCCGCCGGCGUCCAGGCCAACAUGCAGACAUUCGGGCGCAUGUUGUAUCUACUCCUCAGCGAGCCUGGUGCGAACAGCUACGAGGCGGUUGAGGCCGUCCGCAGACACGUCCGCGACAAGGGCCUCCACAUGUCGACUCAGAUGCAGACCAUUCUUUUAGACCACUACUUCAGCCUCAACCCCCCGAACCUGGAGGCCGUGGAGGACCUCAUGAACAAUGAAGGGCUAAAGUGGCGAAUGUUUGUGCGUCGUGGCCUUGACAGGGUCUUCUGGGAGCGGGUCAUCAAGGGGUAUGCCGCUGCAGGUGAAACGGAAAGAGCCUUUGGGAUAUUCGAACAGGUGAAUAACAUCGGGUCUGCCAUGACGCUGGACACGCUCUCGACCCUUCUCCAGGCGCUGGUCAGGGCGGGGAAAAUGGAAGAGGCCAGGAAGAUGGUGGAGACCGUCAAGAGGCACCGACAGAAUACCAGUCUUGACCAUUCUGAGGCGGGAAGCCUCGGCCAUGGUGGUCAGAGGUCGAGGGGCAGAUACUGGAGGCAUGCAUUCUGGGCCUACGCGUUGGAAUGCCGGCUCCUGUCGCCUGCUGAGUGGGAGGAACUUCAGACAGGACCGGUUCCUCGUGUGGCGGGACCGUAAAAAUUGCAUUAAAAAGAGGCUUAGAAUAUGGACGACAGCGGGCGGCGCUGCAACCUGAGGUAGUUCUACAAGAACGCCGAGAUGACCGUGCAUAUGGGUGUUUCUU
Molecule: messenger RNA, 2944 nt
Organism: Diaporthe batatas
Lineage: Eukaryota; Fungi; Ascomycota; Sordariomycetes; Diaporthales; Diaporthaceae
Exons: 1
Coding region: 187-2838 (883 amino acids)
Molecular function (GO): protein binding
Source: RefSeq, a predicted model, not a curated record